Messenger RNA from Ruditapes philippinarum (Manila clam), 3167 nucleotides. RefSeq lists its product as uncharacterized. The coding region runs from base 332 to 1153 and encodes 273 amino acids. Lineage: Eukaryota; Metazoa; Mollusca; Bivalvia; Venerida; Veneridae. The transcript has 4 exons. The record is from RefSeq and is a predicted model, not a curated record.
AUACAAUUUAUUACUGUUACUUCUACAACUAUUCUAUGUUUCCAUCUAUUCAUAGGGUACAUUACCCAUCAGCCAGUUGGAAGCAAUACCAUCUGGAUCGAACCUAAAAUCAGCCCAGUUAUAUGGAAAGAUCAUCGCAUGUGAGAAAGAAGAGGGCAAUCAGAAGAAAUUUACUGCUAUACUGGCAGAUGCUUCUGGUUUCAUCAAGUGUUCUAUCAGCAACAAGUACUUCCGAACAGUGAAUCUGGCAAAAUCAAAUGACACUACAAUACAUGUCAAAGACUUCCUGCUGGCAAAAAACAUAGUAUAUAUCUCAGACUUCACCACAGUCAUGAGGUGCCAUGUCGUAGUGAAUGUGACACCAGAAGUGCGACAACGCGGAACAGUGCUCUUGGACAAACCAGACAGUGUUGAAGCUAUUAAAGCGUCCCCUUUAAAGACACGUGUUUCAUUGAAAGGCAAAAUCGUCAAAAUCAGACCUCUUCAAAAAAUAGGAAUUAGCAAAACAGGUGAGGAGAAAGAGUUACUAAACGUUAGACUGAAAGACAACACGGGUGUUAUUCCAAUAUCCUUGUGGGGGAAGCACGCCACCACCCACCAAGCAUUAAAGGUGGGUGACUGCAUUAGCGUUGAAAAAGGAGAGAAGGCUGUCUUUCAGAACAAACCAACAGUGAAUACAUGGGAAGACAGCACAACAAUAACACUCCUUACAGAAGACAUGACAGAAAUAACGGACAGUGAUGAUGAGACGGCCCAUCAAAGUGCCUCACCUCCCCCUGGCACCACAACAGGAGAGUGGGUGUCGCUAGGUAACAUCACAAAAUAUGAAGCAUGCAAAGAGAAACGUUGUUACUUGAAAAAAUUAACUAUAGACAAUGUGUGCCCGACAUGUGGAAAGACUUAUUCUGUCAAAUGUCCCUCCACUAUGGCCUUGAUUGCCACAGUAGGUUUACAACUUACAUAUUCAUCUGAAGUCAAGACAGCUAUAAUAUUUACGAAUGCAUUGAAGGUGGCAUACACACAACUAUGUCCUGGAGCCAGCCUGCCUGACAGUCUUAAAGCUAUAGAAGAUUCAUUCUUCGCUGCUUUACCAAAAAUGUGCCAAAUGGUAAUAAACGCUAACAAUGUUGUGACUGAUAUUACACUUUUAUAAAUAAUUACUGCUGUUGGGUAAAAAAUGUUUGUUGUUUGCUGUAUUUUUGUACCCCUACUACAGGGGGUGGGAAGUCAUUUAGAUUUACCCUUGUCCGUCCAUUCGUCCGUCCUUUCAUACAUAUUACUGUUCAUUAAUAUAUAGUUCAACAAGUACAUUUUUGUAAGUAAAUAUAUCAGGUUAAACAAACCCCUGACUCGAACUGAAUUAUGACAGAAUCAUGCUUCUCAAUUUUGACAAAAUAAUGCUUUUUUAACUUAGAAUUUCUAGUUAUAGUAAAAAAACUUUCUUACUAUUGAAUUGUUUUUUACUUGAUAAUUAAAAUAGUUAUCCACUGUCUCAAAUUACACCUGGAGAAACAAUCCCUGUAACUCUGAUUUGACUUCUACUACAAAUAUACCCUUUUUAAACUCCAAAUAUAUGUGUUACAGUCAAAUAUCUCUCUUACCAUCAAAUCAUUUGCAUUACUAUCAAUUAUACCUUUCUUUACAUUGCCAAUUGUGUCAUACAUGACAUCAAAUUGAUACCAUUUAUUAACAUCAUAGUGUACAACAAUAAUGGAAAUGUAUAUUAUGUGAAUUUUAUGCUUUCUGAUAUGAAACAUUUCUUUUCCUAUGUACAUACAUUCAACCUUAAUUAAACUGUCUAACACAUGUACAAAAAAUUGCUAUAUUCAUAGCAAAUAUUACUUGUUCAUGUUAUGCAUACAGGGCAAUUGUUCUUUUCCUAUGUACAUACAUCAACCUUUGUUAAUCUGUCCAACACAUGUACAAAAAAAACUGCUAUAUUCAUAGCAAAUAUUUCUUGUUCAUGUUAUGCAUACAAAGCAAUUGUUGCCAUCUAGUCUAUGUAUUUGUAUUUUUGUUUAUUAUUACUUUUUUCAUACAUAUUAGUUUCCAUAAAUGUAUAUUUCAACAAGUAGAUUUUUGUUAGUAACUUCUUUUGUUUCAAUUGUUACUUUCUUAUAUUGAUACUAUAUUAGUUGUAUAGUCCAUAUUGUAGCAGUUGUCACUUCAACAAUUUUCACUUAAUAAAACUUUAUGUGCAAAGACAAAUUACAACAAUUUUCACAUAAUAAAACUUUAUGCCCAAUGACAAAUUACAUCGAGAAGCUGUAUCAAUGGCUCAAAAGACGCACUUGCUAUAUCAAUACUAUUGUAAUGAACACAUUUUGCUUAUUUAAAAAAAAAAACAAAAAAACACCAAUCAAAAUGUUGUUCUCACAUGUUCAUCUGCAUCUACAUGUGCUUGGCUUAAGUUUUAUGGCAAAAGCUCCUUUAAGUCUAUCAAAUAAUUCACUUUCAAUUUCAAGCAGUUGUAAAUCAUCAAAUGGGUAAUACAUAUCAACAAGGCAAUAGAUCCUUAAAUAUUUUUGACCAUGUUAUGCCUCUUUUUACCUUACAAUGUUUUAGUCAGUCAAAUAUCUCAAUUUUGAUCAAUCUGUUGAACACAUGUACAAAAUUGCUUUAUUCAUAGAAAGUCUUUUUUUGUGACCUAUACAGGGCUAUUGUGGCCAUCUAGUCCAUAUAUUUGUAUUUUUAUCAAUAAUUACUUUUUACAUACAUAUAACUGUUCAUAAAUGUAUAGUUCAACAAGUAGAUUUUUUGAUAGUAACUUUUUUUGUUUCUAUUGUUACUUUUAUUUCCUUUAUAUAUACUUUUAUAUUAGUUAUAUAUUGCAUACAGUUUCCAUAAGGUUACUUUUAUCUUCUUUUGAUACUUUUAUAUUAGUUGUAGUCCAUAUUGCAUACAGUUUCCAUAAUGUUACUUUAAUUAUGCCCCCGUCUAUGUAUUUGUAUUUUUGUUUAUUAUUACUUUUUUCAUACAUAUUAGUUUCCAAAAAUGUAUAUUUCAACAAGUAGAUUUUUGUUAGUAACUUCUUUUGUUUCAAUUGUUACUUUCUUAUAUUGAUACUAUAUUAGUUGUAUAGUCCAUAUUGUAGCAGUUGUCACUUCAACAAUUUUCACUUAAUAAAACUUUAUGUGCAAAGACAAAUUACAACAAUUUUCACGUAA